Molecule: messenger RNA, 258 nt
Organism: Aspergillus ochraceoroseus IBT 24754
Lineage: Eukaryota; Fungi; Ascomycota; Eurotiomycetes; Eurotiales; Aspergillaceae
Exons: 2
Coding region: 1-258 (85 amino acids)
Source: RefSeq, a predicted model, not a curated record
AUGGCUCUGCAUCUUCUGAUCGCAACGUACGAGAAGGGAGUCCGUCUGCAUCGGGACCUGUUCUCACUGACGCGGCCGGACCAGGAACAAGUCGUUGUCUUCAUCGCCAUCGGUAUUGCUGGUUGGCUAGACACUCGCCAAGCUUCGACUAAUGCAGCGAACCCAAGGCUUAGCAGACAACUAGCAAGCCAAUCAGCGGAUAUAGCGGGUAAGCAGCCACGCAAGCAAGAAGCGAGCCACGCAUUGGGCCAAGUGUAG